This is a messenger RNA of Drosophila sechellia, 1296 nucleotides long. Its product is annotated as techylectin-5B. Lineage: Eukaryota; Metazoa; Arthropoda; Insecta; Diptera; Drosophilidae. The record is from RefSeq and is a predicted model, not a curated record. The transcript has 5 exons. The coding region runs from base 1 to 915 and encodes 304 amino acids.
AUGGGGCCAAGUGAUAGGAGUUAUAAAUGCGCUGCGUUGCGAUCAGUGUGGAUAUAUGUGGCGCUUCUAAGUCACUCGUUUUAUUCAACGGAAGCGAAGGAUAUUGAGAGUUUUCAAAAUGCUACUCCUAUCAGAUACAAACCCAAACUAGAAUCGUUGUACAAAUUGGUACUAGCCCUGCUCGAGGAAAACCAAUCCAAUCCUAGUACUGAAAACAUCCAGAAGAGUAGUUCAGAAUUAAAUACAACUGGACUGUCGGGAAGAUAUCCCAGCCAUUGUCCCACCUAUCCGUCUGCCCACGGAAUCUAUACCGUUCAGGUGUUGGGACUGGAGCCCUUCCAGGUGUCCUGCGAUGCAGAGAUUGCCGGAACUGGAUGGACUGUGAUGGCCCGUCGCACCAGCAACAAGUUGAACUUCUUUCGCAGCUGGGCGGAGUACAAAAACGGCUUCGGGCAGCUCGAUGGAGAUUUCUUCAUUGGCUUGGACAAAUUGCAUGCCAUAACUAAGUCACAGCCCCAUGAGUUAUACAUACACCUUGAGGACUUUGAAGGACAGACACGAUAUGCGCAUUACGAUGAAUUCUUUGUCGAAAGCGAAAACAAAUUUUAUGCAAUGACCAAGCUGGGCGGAUUUACCGGCGACGCAGGGGACUCCAUGAUGCACAACAGGAACCAAAACUUCUCCACUUUCGAUAGGGACAAUGAUGGGUGGCACAAAAACUGUGCCGAGGAGUAUGUGGGUGCUUGGUGGCAUGUCAACUGCACUUACAGUAAUCUAUUCGGCAUCUAUGUGAAAGGUGAUGAGGGCCAGUACUUUCAGUGGAAGGGGAUCGUCUGGCACUCUUGGCGCACUGAGAGUUAUUCCUACAAAGUGAUGCAAAUGAUGGUUCGACCGAAAUGCUAUUGCUCAAGGUAAAAAAUGGGUUACGUUGUAACGUUACGUUGUAACGCCAUAGAAAAUAGUUGUUGUUGUUGCUGGUUUAUGAAUAAAUUCUCAGACACAGUAACACCAAAAAUCCAUCUACCUUCUGGCAGCUGAAACGAAAUGUAUAGCACGUAGGAAUUCUACAUACGAUGUAGCGCCAUAAAAUAUACAUUCACUUUAUAAUAUAAGUAAAAGAAACCACUUCGAAAGUAUUUUCGAAAAAUGAAUUCGAUAUCGAAGAGCAAUUCUAGCAAUUCUAUGAAUUUCGUGAACGGUUUUACGUGUAAUGUUAAAUAUAAGUAACUUAUAAGUAAAUUAUGAGUAGAAUAUAAGAUGUAUGCUAAAUGAAGAACUUCGAAAUUAAUUUCGAAA